Molecule: messenger RNA, 1825 nt
Organism: Panicum hallii
Lineage: Eukaryota; Viridiplantae; Streptophyta; Magnoliopsida; Poales; Poaceae
Exons: 6
Coding region: 159-1574 (471 amino acids)
Source: RefSeq, a predicted model, not a curated record
CCGUCCCUCGACUCUCGACUCUCGACUCCUGCGUUCCGCCCAGCUUGGGCGCUGGCUGGGCGCGCCGCUCGCCCGCUCCCGCCGUCGUGCCGCGCGGCCGCGCCCUGACACCGGCGCGGCGGCGCACCUCCGCGCUCGUGUUUGGUACUGCUGUGUACAUGGAGGUUGCUGCCGAGUUCAAAAUGGAGUAUGCUAAUGGAGCGGUGGAUUUGGAGGUUGACAUUGUUGGUCCCGGCGGUGCUGCUGCUUGCAGCAAGUUGAACACAUUUGAGGACCCUGAUGCCACUGAGUGUUCAAGUUCCUUUGGGGACACACUUUCGGGAUCAGAGGAUGAUGCAAGGCCUUCAGAGAUUAGUGACAUUGAGGUGGACUCGCCGUUCUGCCGCUAUCCUCAUAAUGGAGAUGCUGCUGCUCUGCUAGAUGCAGCUGCUUCCGACAAUUUGGAUAGAUUAUUGAAGAAGAAAAAGGUGACUGAUCAUUGGAGAAAGUAUAUAAGCCCGUUAAUGUGGAGAUGCCAAUGGCUAGAAUUGCGGAUGAAGGAUUUGCAAUCGCAAGUUUCCAAAUAUGACAAGGAGCUUGCAACACUCAAGCAUGAGAAGGAGCUGCAGACAAAAAUGAUCGAGUUAGACUGUUCCUCCUCUCGAUCAGUACCAUUCUCCUCUCUUUGCUGCAGGAAGACCAUGAAGCGGAGGAGAAGAAAAAGAAACGAAGACAAAAUGGAUGCUUCAUCGUAUAUCUCUAAUCACACCGUAUUAUCUUAUUUUGAGAAAACAGAAGCAGAUGGCCAUUCUAUUGAAGACAAUGCCAACUUAGCGGAUGAUAACACAAAAGGGAAUAAUGAUGCUGAUUGGCUACUUGGUAUUGAAGGAGGUGAUACCACUGUCGAGCAGAUUCUUUUGAGCAUUCAAGCUGCUCAAGACAGGGUAUUCAGUCUGAGAUCAAAUCUGAAGCAAGCAAUGGCUAAGAAGAAUAAGGUAAUAACCCUUAAAGUUAACACAUGGGUCAACGGUACACAGAGCUCAAAUUGCUCACCUGGAAAGGGGAAAGUUGCUGCAUUGCAUGAGAGAUCUCCCCAGGAUACAUCUGAUUGUGAUAUGGACGAUUCUGCCAUGCCUGAUAGUGCUCUCUCAAGCUAUGGAGAAGCUAGCAACAUGGAUAUAUUUGAGAGCACCAUGAGCCUAUUGUCUGAAGGUCCACAUCAGAUGGGAGAAUUUCGUGAAAGUUCUGAAGAUGUAUUGAUUGACAACCAAGCAGCAGAGGAAGGAUACCAAAACUUUGAGGUGAUCAGCCAUCCAACCAAACGGCUAAGGGUAUCAGUGAAGCGAGAAGCUGGGGCACAUUCUGAGGAUGAGAGCGUUGGCCCUGUAGCUGCUGUCAAGAAAGAAGAAGCACAGGAAGAAGCCACUACCAGCUUCAGUCUUCAUGGGGCUUUCCUGAAGCCCUGCUUCACGGGAAAGAGGCAAGAGCGGAAGCCAAAGAAGCAAAUGAAGCGCAGACGCGGCUGUCCAACCGCGGCAGCAGCGGCUCUCAUCUCGUGGAGGAGCAAGAGGAUCCGGAAGAAGAAGCAAUUGUAGCAGUUUAACCAGAUGAUGAGAUGAUGACGACAACUGCAGAUGUGUCUUUCCCUGUACCCGAUCCUUUUCGUUUCCUGGCGACGGCAUAAUCUGAGGGCAAGACUGAAACAGCACUUGAGCCGAGAGGUGCUUGUGAGGCAGUCUUUCUCCUGUUUCUAUUGUUGUCGUUGUUGCUGCUUAUAUGUUCCUGUCCUGAACAGUAUGUCUUGUGAUAAGGAGUUUCUUUUAUGGAUUCAGUUUCCUUUCGGUUC